Messenger RNA from Annulohypoxylon truncatum, 2291 nucleotides. RefSeq names its product major facilitator superfamily domain-containing protein. The coding region runs from base 319 to 2070 and encodes 583 amino acids. The transcript has 10 exons. The record is from RefSeq and is a predicted model, not a curated record. Lineage: Eukaryota; Fungi; Ascomycota; Sordariomycetes; Xylariales; Hypoxylaceae. Gene Ontology annotation, molecular function: transmembrane transporter activity. Gene Ontology annotation, biological process: transmembrane transport.
AGGCGCGAUAUUUGCGAUAAUCUACGCCGCCAUCAUUUUCUCGUCUCGUAAUUAUAUCUCUAGUACUGACUGAUAGUAACGUUAUGGAGUCUCUUCGCCGGCCGAAGUUGGACUUAGCUUGCAUCCACAAAUUGUGUCAACAAGUAUUAUUAAUUGAUAGUUAAUGAUGGCGAUCAUCUGUGAUAUAAAACAUCUCUGUAGAGACACUUUUGCCAGCUCCUUAUAGUUAAUGGCCGCCCAGACGGUCGGUUGGAUGCGACCAAAGCUUAGACAACCGUAGAGCAUCUGAAUAUACCUAUAUCCAAGUCUAUUUCAGCUAUGAGUAGCAACACCACCACUUCGUAUUCGAAAACCGACGUUGUCGAGGUGCAGACACAUGUAACGAACGAUGAACAAGGGAGCGAGAAGCUGUCAGGAAUUGAGAAGGAUCAUGGAAGUGAAAAGGAGUUGAUACACUCCCUUGAAUAUGCGGAAAUACCAGAAUCCCCAAAACCCGGCAAAGCGUCUGAGCAAGAAAAUCCUCAAUAUGUUACAGGAGCAAAGCUGGUCUCUAUCGUCGUUAGCAUCUGCCUGGCUGCCUUUUUGAUGCUCUUGGAUACAUCCAUAGUUAGCACGGCUAUCCCAGCUAUUUCAGAUGAGUUCCACUCUCUUCAAGAUAUUGGCUGGUACUCAGCGGCCUAUAACCUUGGAUCAGCCUCGUUCCAGCCUUUAACAGGUAAAAUUUACAACUGUUUUAGCCUCAAGUGGACAUUCAUCACUUUCUUCGCCAUCUUCGAGAUAGGCUCUGCAUUAUGCGGCGCUGCGCAAUCAUCUAUCAUGCUCAUUGUCGGCCGUGCCGUAGCUGGAGCUGGAGCAUCAGGUCUACUUAGUGGUGCUAUCAUCAUAAUAUCUUGCUGUGUACCUCUUCAUAGGCGUCCGCCAUUAAUCGGCCUAGUCCAGGGGGUUGCUCAGCUAGGUACCGUUAUUGCACCUCUCAUAGGAGGUGCCUUCACUUCCGGCUACACAUGGAGAUGGAGUUUCUACAUCAAUCUCCCAAUCGGUGCUAUAGUUGCCAUACCGAUUCUGUGCCUUCAUAUCCCUGAUCAGAUGGGUAAACGGCCGGCUUUGAAGGUUCUGUCUAAGAUCCAUCACCAUCUGGAUCUGAUAGGGUUUGCCUUGCUUGCCCCUGCAGUUAUUCAGCUCCUUCUUGCUCUCGAAUACGGCGGAAACCAGUUUGCAUGGAAUUCAUCCCAAGUUAUCGGUCUAUUCAUUGGCGCCUUUGCGACUCUAACUGUUUGGGUCUUCUGGAACAACUAUAAAGGCGACGACGGUCUCAUCCCCUUUUCCAUUUUGAAAAGAAGAGUCGUCUGGGCAAGCGCAUUAAAUAACGCCUUCCAGAUGUCGACCCUCUUCGGCACGUCGUACUGGCUCCCUAUUUAUUUCCAAGCAAUCAAAGGCGUGAGUGCCAUACUGAGUGGUGUGUAUCUCUUACCCACCAUUCUCGGCCAGUUAGUGUUCGCUGUUUUGGCUGGAGUUCUAGUAUCCAGAGUGGGCUACAUACCACCGUUCUCUAUUUACGCUGGUGUUCUUAUGUCAAUCGGUUGUGGUUUAUUUUCUUUGUUCCGACCGGAUACGUCAACUAGAAAAUGGGUUGGAUUUCAAAUCAUUGCUAGCUGUGGUCGUGGCGCUGGUUUACAAAUGCCUAUCGUUGCUGUCCAGAAUGCUGUAAGCCAAAAAGACUUGUCGCCUGCUAUGGCAUUACUCCUAUGGGCACAAUACAUCGGGCCCACGAUCUUCCUAACAUUAUACAACACACUCUUCAACGCGAGUCUCAAGUCUCUGCUACCAAAGCAAGCCCCAAAUGUCGAUGCACAGGCUGUCCUAUCUGCCGGCGCAAGACAUUUCCGAGAUGUUGUCGAUCCUCGGGACCUCUACAAUGUCUUAAUUGCAUAUUCGGACAGUUUGGAUAGAGUCUUCUACCUAGUCGCUAGUGCGGGCGUGGGGGCUUUUCUUGCUGCAUGGGGUAUGGGUUGGCGGGAUACCAGAAAGAACGUGAAGGAAAUCAACCAGAAUAAAACUGCUGAGCCUUGAAUAUCAAAUAAAACUCAAGAGCAUCCGAGAUUAGGACGAUAAUAUUAAUUGGAAGUAUUGUAACAAGAGUUGUAUGAUUUGUAGCGAUAAGUUAGUUCCAUAGUCAGCAUCGAGACCCCCUAGCCCUUUUUCAGCCCCGCGAACUGCCGCGAGAAAUUCUAAAAAUUAAGGGGAAAAUCGCAAAAAAUGCAGCUCUGGGAGAAUACAUCUCGAUCUCGAGC